Molecule: messenger RNA, 1329 nt
Organism: Symbiodinium pilosum
Lineage: Eukaryota; Dinophyceae; Suessiales; Symbiodiniaceae
Source: the annotation of a GenBank genome assembly
AUGGAGGCGAAUGCUGCAACGAAGUUCACGAUACACGUUCCAGACGAAGACCUGGCAGAUCUGAAGGCUCGGCUCUCGAGAGCCAGGAUCGUGCCCGAUGAGAUCGUUGAUCGCGGAUCCGAUCCAAAUGGCGCGUGGGCUUACGGUACCGACCGAACGGUGUUGCAGGAAUACGUGUCGCACUGGCUCCAUAAAUAUGAUUGGCGCCAGAAGGAGGCAGAGCUCAAUGCGUUACCACAUUUCAAGAUGCAAGUCCACGGUCUGCAGACGCACUUCAUACACCAAAGAUCUAGGAGCGCCGAUGCGAUUCCACUGCUGCUCGUACAUGGUUGGCCGGGUUCCGUAGUAGAGUUUCUAAAGCUCCUGCCGCUGCUGGCCGACAAGUUCCACGUUGUUGCCCCGAGCAUCCCGGGCUAUGGCUGGAGCGAGGCACCCAAGCGCCGCGGCGCAGAUGCUGUCUUUAUGGCCGACCACAUGGCGGAGCUCAUGCGAUUGCUGGGAUACAGCAGUUAUGUUGCACAGGGCGGUGACUGGGGCGCUGUCAUCACCAGCUUGGUAGCACAGCGACACCCGCAGAAGUGUGUAGCGCUCCACAUUAACAUGUGCGUCGCUAUUCCUGGUGAUUGGUAUGACAUGUUCAAAGCUGUGCUGGGACUGCCUUUCUGGACCCGAGCAGAAUGGGCUGGACUGAGAAGCACCAUGUAUUUCCAAAAAUAUGAAACGGCAUACCAGAAAAUUCACGGCACAAAGCCGCAGAGCCUUGGAUACGGGCUCAACGACAGUCCUGUGGGUCUUCUGGCCUGGAUCUUGGAGAAAUUUCAAAGCUGGAGCGACAGCCGUGGAGGCCGCCCAGAAGCAAGUGGCCUAACGAUGGAUGAGAUCCUGACAAAUGUCAUGGUGUAUUGGACGACACAGAGCAUUACCUCAAGCCUCCGUCUCUACUAUGAAACCUUGUCUAUUCACCCACCACCUAAGGGGGAGGGCUCACGAGGCUCACAUCGUUUGAGGGGAAUCCGGGUGGCUGUGCCGACGGCGGUGCUGUGGGCUCACACUGACCUGUUCAAGUUUCCGAGAAAUGUGGCAGCCCUGUGCUACAAUAUCCGUCAAUGGAGCACACCUUCCAAGGGAGGGCACUUCUUUGCUUUUGAGCAACCUGAGAUCCUGGCGGCUGACAUCCAGAAGUUUUUCUGCCAAACUCUAGACUUUCAGCAGUGCAGGCAGCACGCAUCAGUGCCCGGCGAAGCUGUGCGUCCCGGCAAAUACCUUCUCCUUUGUCUGCUAGCAGCAGCUGCUGUGGGUACCGCGCGUACCUUGCGGCAUCGGCUAUGA